AUGUUUGCCCUUUUCUCCUUGGUAAUAUCGUUCUUAUGUCAAAAUCAUGCUAUUUCAUCUAAAAAAGACGACGGGGAUCUUCCUGAUGCAAAGCAGGUUAUCCAGAAGCUACCUCAAACAUUCAUGCGUCAGUCACUUGGAGAUUAUCCGAAAUUAAUAUGUGGUUAUCAGCGUUUCUACAAUGAGACCGACAGAAAAUAUGAUUUAAUAUUUAAGUACCCGAAUGAGCUGAUUAGCCUACCUCUCUAUGUGAAAAAUGUGACUGAAAACAAAAUUUAUAUGGGCACUACACCAGAACCACUUAUUGAACCAGAAUACGAACUCGAUAUAUUGUUUUCCAACAUGAAAUCGUGUAUGGUAACAAGGAACCCGGACGCAGAUUCUCCAAGAGACUGUAACCUGAUGGUGACAAAAGACCACUUUGAUAAGCCUCUGAAAAGAUGCCUCAAAAAAUUCAUAAAGCACUGCAAUGGUCAGGCAUUCAACUACACAAUCAAGGACUGCCCUUAUCCAGAAACCAAGAAUUAA
This is a messenger RNA of Ixodes scapularis (black-legged tick), 528 nucleotides long. RefSeq lists its product as uncharacterized. Gene Ontology annotation, molecular function: amine binding. The transcript has 5 exons. Gene Ontology annotation, biological process: symbiont-mediated perturbation of host defenses. Lineage: Eukaryota; Metazoa; Arthropoda; Arachnida; Ixodida; Ixodidae. The record is from RefSeq and is a predicted model, not a curated record. The coding region runs from base 1 to 528 and encodes 175 amino acids.